AUGGCGCCGGUCCCCAUCGAGCCCAAGCUGAGCUACACCGGCUUAGCAGUCGUAGCUCUCCACCUCUCCAGUGCCGUGUACUUCACCUUGAGAGUUGCGCGCAGCCUUGCUCAUUCGUACAAGUCUCUCUCUCCGGCCCAAGAUGUGAGACUACGGUUCGACAGGCGAAGGAAGCUUGUGCCUCUGUUUUCUGGACUGGCAUUUCUGAGUCUCAGCACUGCAAUUUACUCAGGCUACACUUAUGCUGAACUCUCAUACCGGGUCUGGGCUGAUGCAAGAGGAUACCUGCCUAAGCCUUCAACCAGUAUUCUCGGUGAUUUCACUGGAAACGGAACCACAAACGUUACCGAUGUUGCCCAUCCGAAUGCCACUGAACUCGCAAUCUAUAGGAUCCGCUGGCUGGCCGACACACCAAUUUACCAGGAUGCGUUCGAGAUCGUUGCCGAGAAAGCACGCCGGCUCUGGUGGGGACAGCAGAUCGACCUUGCUCUGGUCCCUUGGAGUGUUCUCCUGGCCAUCGAGGGCAUGAGACGGAGGAUUCCAAAUCUCUUCGCGUUCCUUUGUCUCGCUCAUUUGGUCAAUCUCUCUUUCGCGCAGAAUCUAUUCUACGUGGCCUUGCUGUUAACGCCAACACCUUUACCUACGGUGGAGAAGCCAUCCACAAGAUGGUCUCGUGUUCGCGAAAGCAUAUCCCCUCCGAAGCCCCAGAAUUGGUCUCUGAAGCCAGGUCUGUUCCUGCUUUCAAUCGCGCUCAGCUACGCGGGCAUCUUCUACUUGCCAUAUGCGGCGGACACUCCAUCCUUCAAUCGUAUUGUGGGCGCGGCGAGAGGCCUGACUUUUGCACCCCUGAUAAUGCAAAGCCUGGCACCGAUAUCGUGGGGUCUUGUCCACCCUCACCCUGAGAAGGCCAACUCCGCCUUCACCGACCUGUUCCGGCUUAUGUCAUUCUUCAGUCUCGUACUGCACGGAACAGCGACCUUCAAUGGUCUCAGGUACAAUCUUCCUGACUCCCACUACCACCGCCACAGCAAGCUGUUGCCGUGGGAUGUAGAAGAGCGGUCGAAGUGGGAACGCGCGCGGACGGCUUCCGGCAAGCUUUUGGGGUCAAUGGCAGAUCAUCCUAUCGUCGCAGCCGUCGGCUACGAUGUUCUUAUCAGUGGCCUCGGUAUCGGGGUCUGGGCUGCCGUUCGGUCUCUCAAGGCAGGCGAUGUUCUUACUUCAUCUGUGCCACUGUACGAAAACAGCGAUGAUAUUCAGACGGGGCACAUCUCAGGAAAAGCAACAGACGAGGAGCACGACAAGGCAUCUACAGCCGGAUCCGUCCGCCGAAGUAGCAGGCAGCACAAGGCACGAGUCCCCAGCGUCAGCAGCGUGGCCAGCCAUGACAGCGAGGACCACCGGGCGGCGCCCACUCCUCGGCGCAGGGGUCGGCCGAGGAAGGUCAAGAAGGACCCUGAGGAGGAACCCGGCGACGAGACAUACGAGCCUUCCCCUGAGGAAGAGAAAGUCAGUGCAGAGGGAGAUUCGUUGCCUAGUCAGGAGGUCGACUGGGAGGCUGCUGCUCUUGCCUGGGGUCUAACCGCAGUGGGCGGCUUGGGCUUGGGCAGCUCAGGGGUUUUUGGGGGUGAAUGUCUGGCGCGUUGA
Molecule: messenger RNA, 1644 nt
Organism: Diaporthe amygdali
Lineage: Eukaryota; Fungi; Ascomycota; Sordariomycetes; Diaporthales; Diaporthaceae
Exons: 4
Coding region: 1-1644 (547 amino acids)
Source: RefSeq, a predicted model, not a curated record